AUGUCAGUUGGUGUGUGUGACGUCAGUUGGUGUGUGCGAUGUCAGUUGGUUUGUGCGACGUCAGUUGGUGUGUAUGACGUCAGUUGUUGGUGUGUGCGACGUCAGUUGGUGUGUGUGACGUCAGUUGGUGUGUGCGAUGUCAGUUGGUUUGUGCGACGUCAGUUGGUGUGUGCGACGUCAGUUGGUGGUGUGUGUGUGACGUCAGUUGGUGUGUGUGACGUCAGGUGGUGUGUGUGUGACGUCAGUUGUUGGUGUGUGCGACGUCAGUUGGUAUGUGUGACGUCAGUUGGUGUGUGUGACGUCAGUUGGUGUGUGCGACGUCAGUUGGUGUGUGUGACGUCAGUUGGUUUGUGUGACUUGGUGUGUGCGACGUCAGUUGGUGUGUGUGACGUCAGUUGGUUUGUGCGACGUCAGUUGGUGUGUGUGAUGUCAGUUGGUGUGUGUGACGUCAGUUGGUGUGUGCGAUGUCAGUUGGUUUGUGUGACGUCAGUUGGUGUGACGUCAGUUGGUGUGUGUGACGUCAGUUGUUGGUGUGUGCGACGUCAGUUGGUGUGUGCGACGUCAGUUGGUGUGUGUGAUGUCAGUUGGUGUGUGCGACGUCAGUUGGUGUGUGUGACGUCAGUUGGUGUGUGCGACGUCAGUUGGUGUGUGCGACGUCAGUUGGUGUGCGUGAUGUCAGUUGGUGUGUGUGACUUGGUGUGUGUGACGUCAGUUGGUGUGUGCGACGUCAGUUGGUGUGUGCGACGUCAGUUGGUGUGUGUGAUGUCAGUUGGUGUGUGCGACGUCAGUUGGUGUGUGCGACGUCAGUUGGUGUGUGUGAUGUCAGUUGGUGUGUGUGCGACGUCAGUUGGUGUGUGUGACUUGGUGUGUGCGACGUCAGUUGGUGUGUGUGACGUCAGUUGGUUUGUGCGACGUCAGUUGGUGUGUGUGAUGUCAGUUGGUGUGUGUGACGUCAGUUGGUGUGUGCGAUGUCAGUUGGUUUGUGUGACGUCAGUUGGUGUGACGUCAGUUGGUGUGUGUGACUUGGUGUGUGUGACGUCAGUUGGUGUGUGUGUGUGUGUGUGUGUGACGUCAGUUGGUGUGUGUGACGUCAGUUGGUUUGUGCGACGUCAGUUGGUGUGUGUGAGACGUCAGUUGGUGUGUGUGACGUUAGUUGGUGUGUGUGACUUGGUGUGUGCGACGUCAGUUGGUGUGUGCGAUGUCAGUUGGUGUGUGCGACGUCAGUUGGUGUGUGUGACGUCAGUUGGUGUGCGCGACGUCAGUUGGUGUGUGCGACGUCAGUUGGUGUGCGUGAUGUCAGUUGGUGUGUGUGACUUGGUGUGUGCGACGUCAGUUGGUGUGUGCGACGUCAGUUGGUGUGUGAGACGUCAGUUGGUGUGUGCGACGUCAGUUGGUGUGUGUGAUGUCAGUUGGUGUGUGCGACGUCAGUUGGUGUGUGUGAUGUCAGUUGGUGUGUGCGACGUCAGUUGUUGGUGUGUGUGUGACGUCAGUUGGUUUGUGCGACGUCAGUUGGUGUGCGCGACGUCAGUUGGUGUGCGUGACGUCAGUUGGUGUGUGUGA
Molecule: messenger RNA, 1560 nt
Organism: Knipowitschia caucasica
Lineage: Eukaryota; Metazoa; Chordata; Actinopteri; Gobiiformes; Gobiidae
Source: the annotation of a GenBank genome assembly